Molecule: messenger RNA, 3516 nt
Organism: Effrenium voratum
Lineage: Eukaryota; Dinophyceae; Suessiales; Symbiodiniaceae
Source: the annotation of a GenBank genome assembly
AUGGCCAGCACUGGUCGCCAACCCAAGCCUCUGAGCCUGGCCGAGGUCAUCCUGCGGAAAGGGGCCGUGGCAGCUGAGGGAUCCGUGCCGCAACUCAAAUACAAGCGGGUCGCGCAUGAGUCGAGACUUCGAGACUUCAGCGCUCUCCAAGGUGUUGACAGCGAAGAGUCCAAGGAGGCGGAGGCCCAGGAGUUCGUGACAUCGCUCCUCGGGCCGGAGGACCGUAUGCCCGUGAAGUCGCAGAGGCAUGGUCAGACAACCUACAAGUUCUCCAAAGACGACGAAGCGCUGGGAAAUCUCAUCAUCAGCAUCGCUCGUGGCAAGGGCUAUGAGCCUCCAGAACAGGCCAACGAGGGCAUGUAUCUUAAUUGGAGCGGCUCGGUGGCGUCGCUGUUCGCGCCCACCAAGUCCAUGAAGUCUGACGCGGAAAGGGGAGAAGCGCAAGAGGAGGAGCAGGCGGCAUGUCCCUUCCUCACGAAGCUCUGUGACGAUCCGGCCUUGCAAGGCUGCUGCAACUUCCCGCUGGAUCAGGCCAAGAUCCACAUCGGCAGCGACGAGGGCGCCUGCGACAUCGUGCUGAUGGGCGUCGGGAUCAUGCCAGACAUGUGCGCGGUGCACUGUGUGGCGGGCGAGGUCCAGGUGGAGGCACUGCCCUCUGAUGAUGGCAGCACGGUGCGAGUGCUUCUGAACGGGAAGAUGUUGAGGCCCGGGGAAGCCGAACCUAUGAAGCACUCAGACUGCCUCAUUCUGGGCUACUCUCAUGCCUUCCGCCUGUGUGAGCCGAAUCCGGACAGGAUCAAGGCGGCUGGCUCAUCGGACUUCCUGCAAGUGGCGCGCAGCUCCAUCCCGAAGCUGGACGUGGCAACGGCCUUCGAAGAGGCGGUGACUGUCGAAGGCCAUGCCCUGGAGGAUAGCGGCGACAGGGUCAGCGCCUUCUCCUUCAUCAACAACCUCAGCACCCGCACCAACGACUCCACGGUGAAGAACUUCCUCAGCGCACUGCAUCACAUUCACCCACUUGUGGAGGAAGCAAAUGUCAUCACCAGGGAGGUGUUUGGAAAUGCAGAUCUGCAUUUGGAAAUCCAUACACUCACUGACGUGCUGGACUUCCAAAAUGACGCGCCCGAGAUUGUGAUUUGCUGCUUGGAGAAGCCUUCCCCUCUAUCCCGCUUCCAGCAGACGGUGAACACGGUCCAGCAGUGCUUGCGCAGCCCCACGGCACCGACCUCUUCCCAGGAUCUGGCGGACAAGCGUUGGAUGCUGGGAUGCGCCAAACACCCGUUGGCCCAUGCCAUGGGUUUGGAUGAGCAUAUGACCAUUCAAGGGCACGGCCACCUGUUGUCCAUCUUCUCGCUGGAGGAUUUCCUGCAGCGCCUCAGCGAGAUUCGUGACUUGUAUCAGGAUGCCUGUGAGAUGGGAGAGGGCUUCGAAGCGUUGCGCCAGCAGCUGGCCUCGCAGCCCUUCCAGAACCCUUGGAGUCAGAGCAGCUUCAACCACAUGAAGGUCUUGGCCGAAGAGGCGGCUUCCAUCAGGACGAGCCCACUGCUGCGGUGGCUGCUGCGCACCCCAAACAAGGCCCCCAUCGAGAAGGCUCCGCCGCCAGGCGCAAGCAUCAACACCAUUGCCCAGUCUGGUGGCCCGAUCAGCGACCUUAAGAGGAGGCCCUCGGUGGCAGAGAGCUGCACAUCAGCUCAAAGCUCCGGACAUAUCUUCCCGGUGGAUAUCCGCGGCCAGGACAAGCCGACCCCGCGCACGAAUGCUAUGGCAGGCAUCUUUGAGGUCGACAACACUCCCAUCCCCAGCCUGAACUCCUACCUGAAGGGAUUGAUCACCGACCCCUCCAGCGCAGACAUCCAGCUUGCAAUCAGCGAGAAUGGGGAAGGUCCGGAGUCUACACUGGUGCACGCUCACAGCAUUGUCUUGUCACGGUUGCCGUUCUUCCGUCGCCUGAUUGCUGAUCACAAGGCCAUGGGGAAAUUCCCCAUCAUCGUUCCUCAUGCUUUGUCCGUGUGCAUUCUUCGGCAACUCCUGGUGUAUGCAUACACCGACAGCGCCAAAGAGGCCACGGCCAACCUCUCACCAAACAUGCUGCGCCAGCUCCAGAAGGCAGCCUCCAAUUGCAGCAUGCCGGAGCUGUGCAAGGCGUGCAUGACCAAGCUCAGCGGACAAGAGUCUGCCUCGGACGGCUCCUCGGCGAAGACACCAGGAGGGCCCCCUGGAAACACUGUGCGCCGUCGCAUCUCGCGGGCCAAUUCCCAGCAACAGGUCAGAAUGGCUGAGCGAUCCGGCUCCGGCUCUGAGCGGGGACUGCCAGUGCUGCUGAGCAAGAAGUCGUCCCUGAGCGACAGCUCGCAGGGAGGAAGCCUCAAGCUCAAGCAGAACAUCGUCCGCGAGCCCUCCUCCAAGGCCUUCGAGUCCGGCGAGAACUCCGACACCGGCAGUGUGGGCCAGCCAGGUGCUAUGGAGUCAAGCUCAAGCGUUUGCACGACGCCCGUGGACGGAAGGGAUGGCGGAGAUGAGAUUGCGCGCUCCCAUGUGCGACUCAGUUCCGGGAGCCUGCGGGCCUUUGCGGAAGAGAUGGCUGAGCUGCGGCGCCUGCUGCUGGCGCACCCCAAGGCCCAGGGCAAGGAGAUCCCGAAGCGCGCCACGGAGCUGCUGGAGGAUCUGCAGUCGAGCAUGAUGGAGACGAUUCGCUCUGAAUUCCGAGGAUGCUUGAAGGAAGCGCAGGAGGAAAGACUGGCGCCCCAGGUAGAGCCUGCGACGCUCUCAUCUCUUGCUACCGGCAUCACGUCGCAGAUUCACACACUGCGCGAGGACCUGAUGUCCAUGCUGCACAAGGAGAGCACCCCGACCGUCCCGCUCGCCUCCCAGCCCGCCCGCGUGGCCUCGCGCAGCCCCAUCCGCAUGGUGGGCAGCCGCGAGGAGAGCCCACCCGCGCGGAUGGGCGGCUUCAGCACGGAGCCAGUGGCGCGCUUCGACCGACAGGCCGCCACGCCGCCCUUGUCGAUGGUGCCCAUGGGCUCCGCCCCAAGCUUGGCCCCCGGCGCAGCCGGCUCGGCCAAGCCCAUGCAGCGGCUGGUGAUCCAUGCCUCCACGAGCCAGCUCCCGGGCACCGUGACGCGCGCCCCUUCACCAAGCGCCUCGCCUUGCUACGUCCUGCCCUGUUUCCGAAGCGCUCCCCAGACCAGGGCGGCGCAGACAAGGUCUGUUUCCCCGCUGCCACGCAGCCCGUUUUGGCAAAUGAGCAGCGGGGCCGGCCCGAGCGGUCAAAAGAGAUCAGGAUGGUGGGCUGCUCACCAAAAUCCGCAGUUGUCGGUGAAGUUCAACAACCGGAGCCCGCGCCCUCGCAUGAACGUCUCGGCGUCGGGGACCUUGCUGCCGCCCUCGCCCUGGCAAACGCUCCAGGAGCCAGUUGCUUUGGAUCCUUCAAAGGCAUCGGCAACUGGGCCGCCCACCGCCAACCCAUCACAAGUCAGCUCACCCGACAUGCAUGCAGUAGAGACUCUCAAGCUGUGA